This is a messenger RNA of Arachis stenosperma, 1230 nucleotides long. RefSeq lists its product as uncharacterized. Bases 1 to 1230 code for a protein of 409 amino acids. Gene Ontology annotation, biological process: DNA integration. The transcript is spliced from 3 exons. Gene Ontology annotation, molecular function: nucleic acid binding. Lineage: Eukaryota; Viridiplantae; Streptophyta; Magnoliopsida; Fabales; Fabaceae. The record is from RefSeq and is a predicted model, not a curated record.
AUGGUUGAGAAGUUCAUAGAAGUAUUCAUGGACGAUUUUUCUGUGUUUGGAAAUUCAUAUUCUGAUUGCCUAUGUCAUCUUGCCCUAGUGCUAAAGAGGUGCCAAGAAACCAACUUAGUUUUAAAUUGGGAGAGGUGCCAUUUUAUGAUAACUGAAGGGGUGGUUCUUGGUCACAAGAUUUCUAAAAAUGGCAUAGAAGUGGACAAGGCAAAGGUGGAAGUAAUAGAGAAGUUACCUCCACCUUGCAAUGUCAAGGCAAUCAAAAACUUUUUGGGACACGCUGGUUUCAUAGGAGCACUCAAAUACUUACUUACCAAACAAGAAUCUAAGCCCAGAUUAAUGAGAUGGAUUCUGCUACUCCAAGAGUUUGACAUUGAGAUUAAAGAUAGGAGCAGAGCAGAAAACAAGGUAGCUGACCACCUUUCAAGAAUUCCACAAGAAAAAGAAGAGAAGCAUCAAGUUAUAGUAAAUGAAAGCUUCCCUUAUGAGCAGUUGAUGAUGGUCCAAGUAGCCCCUUGGUUUGCAGACAUAGCUAACUUCAAGGCUAUUGGGGAGCUACCAACUAACAUCAACAAACACAUGAGGAGAAAGCUAAUCAAGGAUGCCAAACACUACAUCUGGGAUGACCCUUAUUUGUUCAGGAAGUGUGCUGAUGGAAUCUUGAGAAGGUGUGCCUGCCAUGAAGAAGGACAGGAAGUGCUGUGGCAGUACCAUGGAUCCGCAUAUGGAGGCCACUUCAGUGGAGAAAGAACAGCAGCAAAGAUGGUAGAAGCCAUAGCCACUGCGACAAACGACAACAAGGUUGUGAUAAGCUUCUUGAGAAGGAACAUCUUUAGCAGAUUUGGAGUUCCUAGAGCCCUCAUUAGUAAUGGAGGGACACACUUAUGCAACAAACAACUUGAGACACUACUUCUCAGGUAUGGAGUCAAGCACAAGGUGGCAACUCCAUACCACCCACAGACCAAUGGGCAAGCCGACAUUUCAAACAGGGAAUUAAAAAUAAUUCUUGAGAAAAUUGUUGAAAGCUCAAGAAAGGACUGGUCCAAGAAGUUGGACGAUGCCUUAUGGGCCUACAGGACAGCCUACAAGACACCCAUUGGGAUGUCCCCAUACCAAUUGGUAUAUGGCAAGGCUUCUCACUUACCAGUUGAGCUAGAGCAUAGAGCAUUUUGGACUCUAAAAAUGCUAAACUAUGAUGAGCAAGCUGCUGGAGAAAGAAGAUUAAUGUAA